This is a messenger RNA of Phycomyces blakesleeanus NRRL 1555(-), 2241 nucleotides long. RefSeq lists its product as hypothetical. Gene Ontology annotation, molecular function: ATP binding; ATP hydrolysis activity. The transcript is spliced from 11 exons. Gene Ontology annotation, biological process: cellular response to heat. NCBI's taxonomy places the organism in Eukaryota, Fungi, Mucoromycota, Mucoromycetes, Mucorales, Phycomycetaceae. Gene Ontology annotation, cellular component: mitochondrial matrix; cytoplasm. The record is from RefSeq and is a predicted model, not a curated record. The coding region runs from base 1 to 2241 and encodes 746 amino acids.
AUGCGUAUGAACCCAGCCCAAGAACAAGAGCAGCAAUCGGCUUUGCAACUCUAUGGACUCGAUCUAACUGCUUUGGCGGAAACGGGCAAGCUGGACCCUGUCAUUGGCAGAGAUGAAGAAAUCAGACGAACUCUUGAAGGAUUGGCACGACGAACAAAGAACAACCCAGUGUUGAUCGGAGAAGCAGGUGUGGGUAAAACUGCCAUUGCAGAGGGCCUUGCCCAGCGUAUCGUGGCAAAUGAAGUCCCCGAAUCUAUCCAGGGAAGACGUGUUAUUACACUUGAUCUUGGUAGUCUUGUAGCUGGUGCAAAGUAUCGCGGAGAAUUUGAAGAUCGUCUCAAGGCUGUUCUUAAAGAAGUUACAGAAGCAAACGGAAAGAUCAUUCUUUUUAUUGAUGAAAUCCACAACUUGCUUGGACUUGGAAAGUCAGAGGGUACAAUGGAUGCCGGUAACCUGCUUAAGCCAGCACUUGCUAGAGGACAGCUGCGAUGUGUUGGUGCUACUACCAUUGAUGAGUACAGAAAGUAUAUCAUGAAGGAUCCAGCAUUAGCAAGACGUUUUCAGCAGGUUCUUGUUGAGGAACCGACAGUUCAAGAUACAAUUUCAAUUUUGAGAGGCCUCAAGGAGCGUUAUGAGAUUCAUCAUGGUGUGAGAAUUGCUGACUCGGCACUGGUGUCUGCAGCCAUCAACUCCCACCGCUAUAUUACAGAAAGAUUCUUGCCUGAUAAAGCCAUUGAUCUUGUAGAUGAAGCAUGUUCCAAAUUAAGGCUUCAGCAAGAGAGCAAACCCGAGGUCCUUGAGAACCUUGAUCGUCAGAUAAUGACUACUCAGAUUGAACUCGAAUCUCUCCGAAAAGAGUCUGAUGCAGCAUCCGUAGAGCGAAGAAAUAAGCUUCAAUCUGAACUUGAAGAAAAACAAAAAGAAAGUCAGAGAUUGUCGGCUAUCUGGAACGAAGAGCGCCAAAAACUAGAAGGAAUUCAAAAAAUCAAAGAAGAUCUUGAGAAAGCUCGUGUUGAGCUGGACUUGGCCCAAAGAUCUGGAAACUUCCAGAAAGCGUCUGAGCUGCGUUACGGGACCAUUCCUACUCUGGAGAAGAAACUUCCAAAGGAAAACCUCGAUGAAGAUAAUCCAGACGCAUUUAUUCACGAGAGAGUUACAGCUGAUGAUAUUGCUCGUGUUGUUGCCCGUAUGACGGGUAUUCCUGUGCGUAACUUGAUGAAAGGCGAGAGAGAAAAGCUUUUGCACAUGGAGGAUGUGUUGAAGGAGCGCGUUGUUGGCCAGACUGAAGCUAUAUCUGCUGUAUCUGAUGCUGUACGACUCAGUAGAGCAGGUCUCCAGAACCCUUCUAGACCAAUUGCAUCGUUUAUGUUUCUAGGUCCAACUGGCGUCGGAAAAACCGAGCUCUGCAAAACCAUUGCUGAUUUCUUGUUUGAUACUGAAAAUGCUAUUGUGCGAAUCGACAUGUCAGAAUACAUGGAGAAAUUCUCGGUCAGCCGUUUGAUUGGAUCUCCUCCAGGUUAUGUUGGUCAUGAGGAAGGUGGUGAACUUACCGAAGCCGUGAGAAGACGCCCUUAUGCAGUUGUACUUCUUGAUGAAAUGGAGAAGGCUCACAGAGAUGUCUCGAACAUUCUUCUCCAAGUCUUGGAUGAUGGUAUUCUCACCGAUAGCAAGGGACAAAAGAUUGAUUUCAAGAAUACGAUCAUUAUUAUGACAUCCAAUUUGGGUGCUGAAGCAUUAGUAUCCGAUGCAUCGAGUGACACCACUGUCAGCACAAGAGCGAGAAGUAGUGUUAUGGAUGCUGUGCGUCACAAUUUUGCUCCUGAAUUUAUUAACCGUAUCGAUGAGAUGGUUAUCUUUAACCGACUCACCAAACCGGCUCUUCGUGACAUUGUAGAUGUCAGACUGAAGGAAGUAGAGGAACGUACCAAGGACCGGAAUAUCAAGUUAGAUGUGGAUAUGGCAGCGCGUGACUGGCUUGGUGAGCACGGCUACGAUCCUGCGUAUGGUGCUCGUCCUUUGAACCGUCUGAUUCAAAAGUCCCUCCUUAAUCCACUUGCCCAUCUUCUUAUUGAUGGUGGUGUGCGUACUGGCGAAAAGGCAAAGGUGACUGUCCAUCAGACAGAGUCGGGUGAGACUCAAUUGGAUAUCCAGCGUAACCAUCCUCCUGGAGAAUUGAGUCCAAAUGAAGAGAAGAAUUUGAAAAACAAAAUAGCACCUGUAGGCGAUGAAGAACUCGAUUAG